AUGCCCUCAACCUCAACUGCCUCGGUUGAGGGUUUUGGUGACCACUGCUUCAAAGGAGCUGUUGCAAAGAAGUAUCUCUCCAAGUAUGGUGAGACCGACAAACUCCUCACGGACGUGUCCUGGCCUAGCCAGCCUGGAAAGGCUGACAUCGUUGCCAAAGCGGUUCUGGACUGGGCAGUUGACAAUGGGGCAUCAGUAUACUGCCACUGGUUUCAGCCGAUGGCGUCAUCUGGUGUUCGCCACGGCCUGUCUGCCCAAGUUCAUCAGACAAUGUUUGAGUUCGACAAGGACGGCAAACCUUUCUUCAAGUUCACCGGCGAGGCUCUGCUCCAGGGCGAAACCGAUGGUUCUUCUUAUCCGAACGGUGGCAUGCGAGCUACUCACCGUGCUGGUGGAUACCUUUCGAUUGACCCGCUCUCUCCUAUAUUCUUAAGAGAAGACACUGUGUUUAUACCUGCCGCUUUUGUAUCGUAUAACGGAGAUGCACUUGAUGAGAAAACGCCAUUGCAUCGCGCGGUCGAGGCUAUGUCUAAAGAAGGAACGCGUCUUCUCAAGCUGCUCGGGUACGAGGUCGACGGUCUGAUCAACAACAUCGGCUUAGAACAGGAAAUCUUCCUUGUCCCUCGUCACGCAUUCUACCGUCGCCCUGACCUUCAGUUCACCGGUCGUACCAUUAUGGGAAAGGCUUCCGCCCGCGGCCAGGAAAUGAGCGAUCAUUACAUGGCCCCCAUUUCCCGCGCAACGACUGCGUUUGAUUGCAUGCGUCAAAUCCAAAUGGAAUGUUUCAAGGUGGGCAUCCCAUUGAAGACUCGCCACCGCGAGGUCGCUCCAAAUCAAUAUGAAUUUGCUCCGCUUUUCGGGAAUGUAAUCAAUCAAACAGAUCAGAACCUGAUGGUCAUGCAGAUCAUCGAAGAGGUCGCAUCAGAGAACGGCCUCGCUGCACUGCUCCAGGAAAAGCCAUUUGCUGGAAUCAACGGUUCCGGGAAACAUAACAACUGGUCCAUCGGCACCACUGAUGGCGUAAAUCUGCUCAACCCUAAGCAGAUAAACGCGGCCUCGAAAAAUGCCGAAAUUUUUCCCAUCAUCAUGGCCGCAAUUGUUUCCGCCAUCGACAAGCAUGGAGAUCUCAUGCGGCUUGCUAUUGCUUCCCCGGGGAACGAUUUCCGCCUUGGAGCAAUGGAAGCACCGCCUGCAGUUAUUUCAACUUAUCUCGGCGAUGACAUGACAAACUAUCUCAUGGCUUUCAUGGACAGCGGAAAUGUUGAAGCCUACGUCCCUUCCAAAAAGAAGCUCGCUUUCGGGGCUAACUCGAUUUCAGAAAUUGAAGUCCCCGCAGAAGACCGCAACCGCACAUCUCCGUUCCCGUAUGGCGGGGCACGCUUUGAGUUUCGCGCCGCUGGCUCAUCUCAAAAUGUGUCUCUCAUCAACACCGUUCUCAACACAAUUACUGCCGAAGCCUUUGCCAUCGUAGCCGACCGCAUCGAGGCUGGUGAAACUCCUACGGCCGUUGCACAGGAUCUUCUGAAAGCGCACUCAAAGGUCAUCUUCAACGGCAACGGAUAUGAUCCUGAAUGGCCGGAUACGGCUGUUGAGAAGGGAAUCUGGCGGAUCGACUCUGGCGUGGAGGCUAUCAAAAAGUUCACCGAUUCCAAAAACACCGAGUUGUUUGAGAAGAUGGGAGUCUUUACUCCACGCGAGUGCGAGGCUCGCCGAGCUAUCCUCCUCGAUCACUACAUUGGCACUGUAGAAAUGGAGGCGUUGACAAUGGUUGACAUGAUUAACCAGCACGUGAUUCCGUCGUGCAAGAAGGCAGAGCUCGGUUUUGUGAAGAAACUCGAAGAUGCUGUGAAAACCCUCACUAAGGCUGUCGAUGAAAUGCACGCAGCAGCGGACGAAGCCGAGGCUGCUUCCCUUGCGCGCGUGCUUCGCCUGGAUACCAUGAUCAAGAUUCGUGAAGUUUGUGAUGAAGCUGAGGGGUUAUGCCCUCCCUCACUCUGGACUCUUGCAAGCUACUCUGAACUAUUAUUCCUCGACACCUACCCAGAGGGCGAUCUUCUUCUCUAA
This is a messenger RNA of Micromonas commoda, 2064 nucleotides long. It is a transcript of the gene GLN1, whose product is annotated as glutamine synthetase, catalytic domain protein. Gene Ontology annotation, molecular function: glutamine synthetase activity. Bases 1 to 2064 code for a protein of 687 amino acids. The record is from RefSeq and is a predicted model, not a curated record. The transcript has a single exon. Lineage: Eukaryota; Viridiplantae; Chlorophyta; Mamiellophyceae; Mamiellales; Mamiellaceae.